Molecule: messenger RNA, 3126 nt
Organism: Verticillium alfalfae VaMs.102
Lineage: Eukaryota; Fungi; Ascomycota; Sordariomycetes; Glomerellales; Plectosphaerellaceae
Product: ATP-dependent helicase NAM7
Exons: 5
Coding region: 1-3126 (1041 amino acids)
Biological process (GO): nuclear-transcribed mRNA catabolic process, nonsense-mediated decay
Cellular component (GO): cytoplasm
Molecular function (GO): DNA binding; zinc ion binding; ATP binding
Source: RefSeq, a predicted model, not a curated record
AUGGAGGGAGCCUUUACUCACCUCGGAAACCACUUGAUCUCCGAUUCCGCUGCUGCGAUCAAGGCCGGCGCCGACGACCUCUCGACUAUCGAUGCGGACGAGAGCCUCCUUUAUGGUGGCAAGUUUGGGGGCCGCGGCGGACGACGCCGCGCCGAUGACGACGACAACCAGACUGAGCUGUAUGACGAGGAGGACAAUGACAGUCUGACGAGCGCACCCGUUGGCGCUUUGCAAGACCUGAAACUCGGUCACGCUCAAGAGGAGGAGAGAGAGCUGCCUGCGCAUGCCUGCUCGUACUGCGGCAUCCAUUCCCCGAGCUCCGUUGUCAAGUGCCUUGGCUGCAACAAAUGGUUCUGCAGUGCUCGCGGCAACACGACCUCCAGCCACAUUGUCAACCAUCUCGUUCGCGCUCGCCACCGAGAAGUCCAGCUUCACCCUGAAUCGACCCUUGGCGACACUAUCCUUGAGUGCUACAACUGCGGAAGCAAAAACGUCUUCCUGCUGGGAUUCAUCCCUGCUAAAGCCGAUACCGUCGUCCGCGCCUUCCUCCCGUGGCUGGUCGCAACGCCCUCAGACGCCGAGCAGCUGCGCGCCCGUCACUUGACCCCGAAUGUUAUGGCUAAGCUCGAGGAACUGUGGAAAGAGGAUAUGACGGCAACGGUGGCCGAUUUGGACAAGGCGACCAGUAUUGAUGACGAUCCUCAUCCUGUGCUGCUCAAGUACGAAGACCCGUUCCAGUACCAGAAUGUUUUUGGCCCUCUGGUCAAGAUGGAGUCCGACUACGACAAGAAGCUCAAGGAAGCGCAAUCGGAGGACGGCCUUCAGAUUCGCUGGGAUUACGGCCUGAACGGCAAGCAUCUUGCAAGCUUCGAGCUUCACAAGAUAGAGUCCGGCGAUGUGAAGCUGGCUGUUGGUGACGAGAUGCGACUCCGCUACAAGGGAGAGCUUCGUCCAGCCUGGGAAGGCGUUGGCUACGUGAUCAAGAUUCCCAACAAUCACUCUGACGAGGUCACUCUGGAGCUGCGUAAGGCCGGUAACGAGAAGACGGUCCCAACCGAGUGCACCCACAACUUUUCGGCCGAUUAUGUGUGGAAGGCGACUUCAUAUGACCGCAUGCAGCUCGCCAUGAAGACUUUCGCUGUUGAUGACAACAGUGUCUCGGGUUUCAUCGUUCACAAGCUGCUUGGACGUGACGUUGCGGUCGCGCCUAUGAAGACGGCCAUGCCUAAGAAGUUUACCGCUCCUGGACUACCCGACCUCAACCAGUCCCAGAUUUCUGCCAUCAAGGCGGUCCUUCAAACGCCUCUGAGUCUCAUCCAGGGGCCCCCGGGCACUGGCAAGACCGUCACGUCGGCGACAAUCAUCUACCAUCUCGCUAAGAGCAGCGGAGGACAGGUCCUCGUCUGUGCGCCUUCUAACGUUGCCGUCGAUCAACUUUGCGAACGUAUCCACCGCACAGGGCUCAAGGUCGUGCGCUUGACAGCCAAGUCCCGCGAGGAUGUUGAGUCCUCUGUCAGUUUCCUCGCUCUCCACGAACAAGUCCGUAUGAACGACAGCAAUGGCGAGCUUGUCAAACUUGCACAGCUGAAGACCGAGCUCGGCGAACUCUCCAGCCAGGAUGAGAAGAAAUUCAAGCAGCUGACCAAGGCUGCCGAGCGUGAUAUUUUACACAACGCUGACGUCGUCUGCUGCACCUGUGUUGGAGCAGGCGAUCCCCGUCUCUCUAAGAUCAAGUUCCGUAAUGUUUUGAUCGAUGAGUCGACCCAGUCUGCUGAGCCGGAAUGUAUGAUUCCUCUUGUUCUCGGUUGCAAGCAGGUGGUUCUUGUUGGCGAUCACAAGCAGCUGGGCCCAGUCAUCAUGAACAAGAAGGCAGCGAAGGCAGGCCUUAACCAGUCUCUAUUCGAACGACUGGUGAAUCUGCGCCUGCAGCCUAUUCGGCUGAACACCCAGUACCGCAUGCACCCCUGCCUGUCGGAAUUCCCAUCCAACAUGUUUUACGAUGGCUCCCUUCAAAACGGCGUGACGCACGCCCAGCGACUCCGCCGCGACGUCGACUUCCCAUGGCCCGUUGCCGAUACACCCAUGAUGUUCUGGUCGAACCUAGGCAACGAGGAGAUCUCAGCCUCCGGCACAUCUUAUCUCAACCGCACCGAGGCUUCGAACGUCGAGAAGGUUGUGACUCGGUUCUUCAAGGCAGGCGUUAAGCCCCAGGACAUCGGUGUUAUCACCCCGUACGAAGGCCAGCGCAGCUACAUCGUUAGCACGAUGCAGAACACGGGCACUUUCAAGAAGGAAAGCUACAAGGAGGUCGAGGUGGCGUCGGUCGACGCUUUCCAGGGCAGAGAGAAGGACUUCAUCGUGCUCUCUUGCGUGCGUUCCAGCGACAACCAAGGCAUCGGUUUCCUUUCGGACCCCCGUCGCCUGAACGUUGGUCUCACGCGUGCGAAGUACGGCCUUGUCAUCCUCGGUAACCCCAAGGUGCUGUCUAAGCACGAGCUUUGGCACCAUCUCCUUGUCCACUUUAAGGACCGCAAGUGUCUCGUCGAGGGCCCGCUUACCAACCUGCAAAGCUCCCUCCUCCAGUUUGGCAAACCCAAGACGCCGUACCGUCAAAAGUUCAACCAGCCUAACCAAUACGCUGCCGGCGGAUACGGCAGCGGCAAUGGGAACAGUAAUGCAGCCGCUACGGUCCUCCUGGCAGUUCUGUCCGCGACUUCGAUACAGGCUCGUUGUAUCUACAUUCCGACGACGUCUCCUCUAUCCACAGCUCUAGCCUCGGCGGCGCCGGUCUCAACACGACCUAUCCUCAGUUCUUCUCCGGAUUCGGCCACGAAACCUGGCCCGGACUGCCAGGUGCCCCUACUGGUCGAUCUGGCAAUCGCAGGGCCGCUCGUGGCGCAGAGAGCAUCGCUGGCGAGAGUGUGGCCAAUUCUGAGUACACCGAUGCAAGCGCUAGUGUCAUUGGGGCCAAGGGACCGCAGCGACCGUCUCACGCAAUAUGUCAACUCGACCAGCGGGAACCGAAAUGGCCCUGGCAAUGGCUACGGACGUCGCUUCGACAAGGAUGACGAUGAAAAGAGCGUCAGCACUGCCUUCCACAGUCAGAUUGGCGGCGGCUUCGACUGA